GUCAAUUCGAAGCAGACAUCCACUAGACCGGAGUCGCAACCUACAUGGGAGACCAGCCAGCACACGCAGGAUUUUCCAUCGUGGCGCUGUACGGCACCAUGCAAGCAACUGCGUUGGAAUUCGUCUCGCCCCGUACGGGUUCGAGCAGCAUCAAUGGACCCGCCAACGCUGCAUCGAGCACUAUGGAGUUUUCAGAAGCCGGCGAAUCACUAGGUGGUCAGCCCGCGCUUGACCAGAACUCGACAAGCUGUUGCCAGGAAUAUUGGAUCCCAUCGACGCCUGAAAUCCCACGCCCAUCCAUCUCACGAUGCCAUGAACAUUUUUGACCAAGUCGCGGGGAUGCCGCGCGCCGAUUGCACUUUUUUGCACGUCGUCCAUAGUCGCGACGGGAAUAGAACGUUGGGGUCGCCAUGGACGAUGGUAAGGCGAUUCGUUGAUCGAGCCACGUGAACUGGGCAUUGGCGCAUCCAUCGAUGGUGCACCGCUCGAGCACGACGUCGUGGACAUGGGGGUCGUUCCUGUUCCUAAACACACGUAACGCAAACGACCCCAGUUGGAACGCCUGCUGCAGCGAACCAACCUGGACAGGCCUCACAUCCCGUGAUGUGGUGGCUGCGGCCUUGUGCAAUGUAAGCUUUGACGAAGUCCUGCCAUCCUCGCUUGCCUCAAAACAACAUCGCUGCAUGCGCGACCAAUCUCCAUAUCAGCCAUUGUAUUCGUCCACUCAUGUGGGCAAGGCAGCGCAUCCGCGUGGGUCGCACGCACCAGCGAUAUCCCGUCGCCGCGAAAUCGAUCGAUGACGAAGUGAGCGUCGUUUCACCUGCUACGUCACAAGAAUCAAGUCCAAGGAACGGUGUCCGAAGCAAUACACCAGUUGGUGUUCGUCCGUGGUGUCCCGCAUCCGCUCGAAUAUGG
Aphanomyces invadans is the source of this 915-nucleotide messenger RNA. RefSeq lists its product as hypothetical. Lineage: Eukaryota; Oomycota; Saprolegniomycetes; Saprolegniales; Verrucalvaceae. The transcript has a single exon. The record is from RefSeq and is a predicted model, not a curated record. The coding region runs from base 474 to 800 and encodes 108 amino acids.